Molecule: messenger RNA, 1875 nt
Organism: Papaver somniferum (opium poppy)
Lineage: Eukaryota; Viridiplantae; Streptophyta; Magnoliopsida; Ranunculales; Papaveraceae
Exons: 3
Coding region: 1-1875 (624 amino acids)
Source: RefSeq, a predicted model, not a curated record
AUGGUAGUCCAUGUUCAAAAUUCGACCGUUGGAGAUUCAAAUUCAAAUGAAAGGGUUACUAAUUCACAACCAAAUAUAUCGAGACAAGUGGAGAACAUUGGUGGUGAUGAAGGAUGUUUAUUUUUAACAAUUCCAGAGGAAGUGGUGGAAAUGAAUAUGCUCUCUGACAUUGAAAAUAGGGUGGUCUUGAAACUGGGAGAUCUACAAUUAUCUCAUACAGAGAGUAUGGAGAAGGUAAUGGAGGCAGCAGAAUUGAUGUUGAUGCAUUGUUGUAUGUAUGGUGGAGUUUAUGAAGGUAACAAAACUGUUCUUAAAGAAGUGGUUAUGAAUCAAGUUUUGAAGUAUAAAGAAAGAUUUAGAGAGGCAAAUGCGGAGAAGAAUGUGGUUGCAGCUGAAAGGAUUGAUGUGAACUGGAUGAAGGAAUUGGAGUUGGUUGAAGUAGACAAUUCCAAUUCAACUCAGUUGUUGAAUGUGUUACCAAAUCAAUUGGAGGAAACAAAAAUUAUGAAGAUGAACAGGUGGUUUGUGAAGCAGCUGUGGUUUGAUGAUGAUUUUGAUUGGAUCUAUAUUCCUUCAGUGGGAAUUAAUGGUAAUAGUGGGGGUUUGUUUUCAAUUUGGAAUACAAAUAAGGUGGUGAAGGUGGAGGAGAGAAUUGGGGUUAACAAUAUUACAAUUGGAUUGUGUUCCAAGGUGAAUGGAGAUAAAUGGGCAGUGUGUAAUUUGUAUUCUCCUUGUGGUUAUUCUGAAAGGGAGGGUUUUUGGCAGGAUUUAGAUGCAGUGAGAAGCUGGUGGAGUGGUUCAAUUUUUUUUGCUAGUGAUAUGAAUGCUGUGAGAGGUGAAGAAGAAAUAAAUAGAGGAGAAGGUGAUAAUAUAAAUAAUGGGUUUCUUAAUAAUUUUAUUCUGGAACAUGAAAUGGUUGAUUUACCUUUGGUGGGUGGAGAUUUCACAUGGUCUGAUAUGCAUGAGGAUCCUCUUCUAUGCAGGUUAGACAGAUUUCUUUUGAGUGUAGAUUUUGAUUUAUUGUUCCCCGAUUCAAUUCAAAUUUCCCUUACAAGAGUGAACUUGAAAUAUUUCUUGAAGGAAUGGAGUAAAUUGGAGUUUGGUGGUGUGAGACAAGCAAAGAUUGAGAUUACUGAGAAGAUUAAUAUGUUGGAUCAGAUGGAGGAGACACAUAAGCUGACAAAAGAGCAAUUUGAAGAUAGAAUGAACAGUUUAUUGAAAUUGAGUAAUAUCAAGGAUAUUGAAGCAAGAAAAUGGCAUGUGAGAGCUAAGCAGAAUGAAUUUAAAUAUGGAGAUUCUAAUACUUCUUAUUUUCAUAGUAUUGAUAGUGCAAGGAGAAAGAGAAAUACUAUAGCCAAAUUGGAAGUUGAGGGUGUUGAUUGUUUUGAUCAAGAAGAAAUUAAGGCAGAAAUGAGAAACUAUUUUGAAUCUCUUUUUUCUGAAAAGAAUGUAUCAUUUUCUUUGGAUAAUAUUCAUUUUCCAAGGCUAGAUGGGGAGGAGAAGGGUAAUAUGGAGAAGGAAUUUAUAGAAGCUGAAGUUUAUGAUGCUGUGAAGAAAUUUAGUGCUAACAAAUCUCCAGGGCCUGAUGGCUUUUCUAUGGAGUUUUAUAAAUUCUGCUGGCCUAUUAUAAAGGAUGAUUUUAUGAAGUUAAUGGAUGAAUUUUUUAGAUUUGGAUCUUGGGAUUGGAGGCUGAACUGUUCUUUCAUUUCAUUGGUUCGAAAAAAAGAAGAUUUUUGUGCUCCAAAGGACUAUAGGCCUUUGAGUUUGUUAGGGAGUGCAUAUAAGAUUUUGUCAAAGGUGUUGGCUAACAUAUUGAAGAAUAUGAUGCACAAAAUGGUUUCUGAUUAUCAAGGGGUUUUCAUAAAAGGGAAAUAA